Messenger RNA from Saprolegnia parasitica CBS 223.65, 210 nucleotides. RefSeq lists its product as hypothetical. Gene Ontology annotation, molecular function: protein binding. The transcript is spliced from 3 exons. NCBI's taxonomy places the organism in Eukaryota, Oomycota, Saprolegniomycetes, Saprolegniales, Saprolegniaceae. The record is from RefSeq and is a predicted model, not a curated record. Bases 1 to 210 code for a protein of 69 amino acids.
AUGGGCGCGCAGAGAGCGUUCAUCGAAGCCGUCGCGAGCGGCGACGCAACCGUCGUGGCCAACCUGCUCCGGGACGGCGCCGACGCCAACGCCCUUGACGACCAUCCGAUGCUGGCCGUCGCGGCGCUGCAUGGCCACACGUCCGUGGUCGCGGCGCUCCUCGAGGCCAAGGCGGACGUGGACGCAAUGACACCGGUACUUCAACACUAG